Salmo salar (Atlantic salmon) is the source of this 1715-nucleotide messenger RNA. Its product is annotated as immunoglobulin superfamily member 6. NCBI's taxonomy places the organism in Eukaryota, Metazoa, Chordata, Actinopteri, Salmoniformes, Salmonidae. The record is from RefSeq and is a predicted model, not a curated record.
UAAUAAUACGCAAUGUGACAGUCAUGCCAGGGCCUUGAAUUUGAAGAAAGGCGGACAGAUUGAUUCUCACAUCUCGCUGAUGCUGCAACAUUACUACGAGAAGACAGCUUUGACUGACAACUGUGAGAAAAUUUGUUUGGAAUUACAACACCAAACACAUAAUUUUGAGAUACUUGGUAAACAGGAUGGAAAAGUGAGAGAAGUGAAAACUUCCAUCUUCCUGUUCUGUCUAUUGCACACUUAGUCAUGAGAUCACAGCGCACGCGCACAUAUGGUGUCAACAUCAUGUUUUCAUCAGAACGGAUUUAUCUGUGUUCUCCUCUAUCAGUGUUCUCCUCUAUCUCCUCUAUUAAUCUCGACAGCCGACAUCAUGGGGAACAAGGAAAACUGCCCCGCAGGGUUAUCGUUACACCAGCCAGACGAGAUCAUUUGGCGGAUAGGGGGUCAGUCAGCCACUCUCCCCUGUAACAUCGCAUAUGAUAUUAAUAGGAAAAUUGAUGUCCUCUGGUUCGUCUUCAAGCAGGACGCUCACCACUCGGUCAAUCUGAUGACCCAGCAACACAAAUACAGCCUGGAGAGAAACAGCCUAAAUAUCAACUCACUCCAGGCCAAUGACAGCGGGGUGUACCACUGUGCUGCCGUGUUUAGAGACGUGGUAUGCAGCCGGGCACAGGAGAUAGGGCAGGGCACCACGCUGGUGGUGAGAGAGAGGGGCAUGCAGAUGGCCUGGCAUGUUUUGCUGUGGCUGCUGUUUGUCGUGUUGGUCUUGUACAGUCUGGCAAUACUGAUUCUGAUCAUUCGUAAGAAGACUGGGAAAGACAUUGCCGUUUGCAGAGGCACAGAGAAGAGUGACUUCCAGAAGAAUAAAGUUCGAGUACAGUUUGGUGCUGUUGUGCAAGAGCUGUACGGCAAGAGGAAGUUACAAAGUAACAAGAAAAACCCCAACCACAGUGGCCCUGCUCAAAACAAGGUUGAAAGCCCCCACUCCAACGAUCCAGAGGACAUUUACCAAAACCAGUGACUCAACAAAAAGGAUAACCACUAAUGACAGCUACUUCCCUACACAGACUGAUCUUCAGGCAGGGGAGAGUAUAAACUAUAAGGACACUGCUGACUUGCAAAACGACUAACCAAAAUCUAAAACUGACCCUGACCUUAACCAAACCAGUAACCCUGACCUAAAUUUAACAAAUUCGGAAUAUCAGUUUGCAGGUCAGGAGUGUCCGUAUAGCCUUUUCCUCUUCAGUCAGUUUAAAAUGGAAAACAUGCUAUAUGGAGAGAGUAACAAGACAAAAAUAAUCCAGAUUUGAUGAACUUCAAAUGAAUCAGAAAGAAAAACAGAAGUCUCUGUACUGAAUCUGAAGUUGAAUAUCCAAUUUAUUUUGUCCAUGUUUCAGUUUCAAAAGUCAGCGUAAAUAACACGUGCAAGUUAUUUGAAUGAAGGCUUAUUGUUUUUAAUUAAAAUGGAAUCAUUGUAAAAAGACUUGUAGAAAACAUUCCCCAACAAAUUAAUGCAAAUCAUUUGAAUGAAAAGUAAUAGAAUAUUUGAUUGGUAUUAACUAUUUAGACAAAGGCACAGCAUCACAAUGGUUCAGGUCCCAUGAUAACAGUAUGUAGUAUAGACAAUGUAUACACAAUGUCAAAGACAAUAUCUGUUUUACAUUCAAUUUUUUUGGAGAACAAAAUCUGCAAACUAAUAAACUAUGUGAAAGUAA